UGGGCAAUGGGGAGCCUGACAUUCGAGUACAUUGAAGACCCCACGGUGCAGCGGGUCGAGCCCGAAUGGAGCAUCGCCAGUGGACACACCCCCCUAACUAUCACGGGAACCAACCUGGACGUGGUGCAGGAGCCGCGGAUGAGGGUCAAGUACGCAGGCCGCGAGUCCGUCAACGUAUGCAAGGUGCUCAACACCACCACAAUAAGCUGCUUUGCCCCCUCCCUGACGGGCGAGUCUCCUCCAGGGCCAGACGCAGUCAAGCCUGUGGAUGAAUUUGGCUUCAUCUUCAACAAUGUGCAGGCGCUACUCGUCUACAACAGCACCAGCUUUGUCUACUACCCCAACCCCUACUUCGAGCCCCUCAGCGCCUCUGGAGUGCUGGAGCAGAAGCCAGGCUCCCCGAUUAUCCUCAAGGGUAGAAACCUGGUGCCCCCAGCCUCUGGGGGGGGUCGCCUGAACUACACGGUGCUGAUCGGAGAGACACCCUGUUCCAUCACAGUGUCAGAGACGCAGCUGCUCUGUGAGCCACCCAACCUGACGGGUCAGCACAAAGUCCUG
This is a messenger RNA of Paramormyrops kingsleyae, 558 nucleotides long. The record is from RefSeq and is a predicted model, not a curated record. NCBI's taxonomy places the organism in Eukaryota, Metazoa, Chordata, Actinopteri, Osteoglossiformes, Mormyridae.